Molecule: messenger RNA, 360 nt
Organism: Staurois parvus
Lineage: Eukaryota; Metazoa; Chordata; Amphibia; Anura; Ranidae
Source: the annotation of a GenBank genome assembly
GUCGGAGCCUAUUUUGCAAUAAAUGCAGCUGAUGGAGAAGUAUUCUAUGUCCGGCCUGCCCUGCUUGCUCUUACAUUCUCUGUUGUGGACCUUCUCUUCAUCAUAAUAUUCCUUCCGGAGACGCUUCCAAAGAAGAAAAGGGUCUCCUCUGUGAUAAUGGGGUGCCGAGAGGCUCUAGAUCUGAUCAGCCCUGUGUCUCUGUUCCAGUUUUCAGCAAUAACAAGAAGAGAAGAUUUUUCAUCUACUAGAAAUGUGCAGAACCUCCAAAUGUUGGGUCUGGUCUACUUCCUGUAUCUCUUCUUCUUCUCCGGUCUGGAGUACACCAGCAGCUUCCUCACUCACCAGCGGUUCCAGUUCAAC